CACAGCUAAAAGACCCUUGAAAGCAUUUGGCCAUGGAGUUGCUUGCGGGCGCCGCUGCUGCAGCAUGGAGUGGUGGAGAACUUUUCUCCUACAACCGGGAGAACUACAUGUUCGACAAGGAGCUUUUGAUGAAGCGGGAUUACCAGGCUCAAAAGAUGCGGGUGAAGAAGGCCGAGCUCUACCGCGAAGAUGUGAGGGACUUGGUGCAUCUCACAGUGCGGAAGAUGGACAACUACUUGGUGGUCAGCACAUUACAGCUAGGAUUUUGCAUGACCCUCUACGUGGAGGGUCGGCCGAAGCCGGAUAUUGGUUUGCCGCACUGGUUGAUGCAUCUCUUUGCGAUGUGCAACGCCGGCGCCUUUCUGUAUUACUUGCUGAGCAUUUGGUUAUCAAUGCACGCAUCAGUGGCAGCUCACGCCUUUGGAGUGCGUUUACUCACACAGGUGGUGCGUUUGCCUAUCCCCGAUGAUGCCACGUUGGACAAGAGCCGCUUCAAAGCGCAGCAAUAUGAAGGGAACAAGGUGAAAGAAAUGUUUCGGGUCCCAGUGCUGCAGCAGCAAUUCCAGCGCUUAACUCAAGCAAUGGACAAAACGGACGAGGAGGAUCGGAUGUCGGCCUCUGGGGCCUCGGUGACAAACUCCGAUGACGAAGAGGAUGAAUCCAACAUGAUGGUGGUGGAUCUUCGACACAUCCGACACUUUCGUCGGAUCCAAGCCCAUUGGCAAGCCUAUGACGCCUAUGCACGUGUGUGCAUGGCCAUGGGUACCAAUCAGUUGCUGCAUACUUUGAGCUACAUGAUGCUGGGCACGUUGGUUGCAGAGAACGAUGUGCCAUUUCCGGCUUUCUCCUGCGUGGUGAUUUUCACGGCCUGCGCAUGGGUUUUGGCAAGGCUUGACCUGUAUCUAUCUCGAAGAAUUCUGGCCGUGGCUGGUUUCUUGCUGGUUCUUCCUCCGGCCAUUGUGACUUUGAGCUUCAGCCUUCACCGUGGCUUCAGCAAGGUCCCGCAGCCCAUGACUCACCUUGCGACAGCUUUUUAUCGAUGUUUGGUUCCAUUGGCUUUCUUUUUGCACAUUCUGUGGAUCAUUUUCACCUUGUUUGUUGGAAGAGCCAAGAAGCGGGGCAGCGGCAUCGACAUGGCACUGCCUACCACAUUCCGUAGCGUUCUGUUUCUGGAUGUCUUCGGAUGGUUGGCGGAAGAAUCUGAGCAGGAUCUUGAUGAAGAGCCCACUUUCGUCUUAGACGAAGGCGUCGAGGACAUUCUGCCAGCCCUCAUUGUCAUCAACCGUCUCGCUGUUUCAGCGACGAAAUGCUGUGAGGUGAAGGCCCGGAGGGAGCUCAAGAAGAGCUGUGCCAUUGUGAUUUGUCGUCAGCUGCGAGCACGUUUGGCCAAGGACUUGGAACGCUUCGAAUCUGACGAUGUCCAAGCCAUGCUCAGCGAAGACGUCAGAGAGAUCAGGCGUUUGAGACGGGAGUUUGAUCAGCUGUGCGCCACCUUCACGGAGGCAGAGGCAACUCUUCCCGCCUCAUCGUCCAGCGGAGAGGUCUCACAGAUCCAGGGGCAGUCGGAAGAUUCCGAGCCUGUUUGGGUACGGGUGGAUCUGGAGAGCCAUGGUCGAAUGAUGCAGGUCUUCCAGAAUUGUGAAGAGGGCAGAUGUUUGUGCGAAGAGCCUCCGGCUUCAGGCCGCAUUCUGGACAUCCUUGGCCUCCGAGCAGAAAUUGCCAGGUUUUCAGAGCAGAUAGGUACCAUCAGACGACAACGAAGGCAACGCAGCAGGACCAGAUCCAGGCCAACCUUGAAUGAUGCCAUGGACGCACCCAGCAUGGACCUGACAUUCCAUCCAACAUCGGAGUCCGCCCCGCAGGUGUUUGACCCUGAAGAGGAAGAGGAGGAACGGCGCCGUGCGGAACGAAGUCGCCUUACGACCACUGGACGGAUGCCUUGGCGCACUGUGAAGCUGGGCAGUUUAGUGCUGAUCGGUGCAUGGGCCAUCAGCCUAGUGUGGAUCAUUGCCUACAUCAGCUUUGAAGCUAUGCACGGUCACAACACCAGCACCUUCGAUGAUACGCUGACUGCUGGCGCGAUGGGUGACCACGGUGGUUCGCUUUUGCAGCAUUUGGGUCACAAUCAGCACAAGGUGACUUUUGCACUUUCCACGGGCGAACUUGUGAAUAUCCAGAAUUGGCCCACUGCCUUUGCUCGACCAGUGGGUUUGGCUUGCCAUCGAGACUUUGGUGCUUUGAUGGCUCUGGAGAAGUAUGCUGUGCAUGUGCUGCAAGAAGCCAAUGGCACUACGAAAGACGCACAUCUCCUUCAGGACAACAUUGACCGCUGCAUUUUCGGAGAGACGGACUUUCAGGGCCAAGGCAUUCGCAGCUUCUCUCUUCAUUGUGAGGCGGUUGAAAACUGCUCGCUGUGGCUCCUAGCAGAGAACGGUCAUCAACUGCUGCGUUGUCCCUUGAGUCCGUUGGGUCUGGCAGCGGAGAUGAUGGAGCUGAAGGGUGGGCCAUGGCGUGCUGUGCAAAUACAAAGCCACCAGGAGCUUUGGGCCUCGCGCCAAAUGGGUGCCCUGGACGAUGAGAGGGAUCAGAUCGUCCUGCUUCGUCGAGCCUGUCAUCAGCAAUGCGACUUCUUACCACGUCGAGACUUGGAUGUGCCAUCCAGCCUCAACAUUGAUUUUCUUCUGCGUUGGCCCGGUGUUCCCUGGCUCUUCGCAUCUUCCAGAAAAGAGGAGCUUCUGCGCGGCUUUUAUUUGGAUUCCGUUGAAAUGCCCACAGCAAAAUUCAUUGAGCUCCACCAACCUCCAAGGCAGGGGGCAUGGCUUGGAACUUUGUUUGAACGACUGUGGGUCAGAUCAUGCUGA
Messenger RNA from Cladocopium goreaui, 2861 nucleotides. The record is from the annotation of a GenBank genome assembly. Lineage: Eukaryota; Dinophyceae; Suessiales; Symbiodiniaceae.